AUGGGCCAGUUAUUGGAAAAGGCAAACCAAAAACAAAUAAGUUAAAUUCUAGAAGAGUAAUUAUUUUCGCUUAAAAAAAUCACAUUAAAAGAACUCUACGAAUGCAUCGAGAUAAUAGAUUAGCAGUAUCCGACUUCUUAUAGAUUAUUUUAUGAAGAAUUCGAUUAAAUUUUUGGAAUUCUAAUGGAUGAUACAGAGCCAAUAUUUAAUAAGCUCUCUGAGCAGGUUUCCAAUAAUAAAGAGUUAAAAAUGGCUGAUGUUUAUGAAUGUCUCGCUUGCUUCGCUUUAUUUAGUGGAGAUACUUUCGAAAAUAAAAUACAAUUUGUAUAUCGACUAUUUGAUUUUGAUUCCUCAAACACAAUUGAGAAACAAGAGCUUAUUUUUACUAUCUCGUCUGUGAUAAAGAGUUUAUGCAAAGUAGUAGGAGUGCCUGUUCCUAAAAUUGAAUUUUUAGAAUCUUUAGCAGAUGCUUGUUUCUUGAUGAUAGACAAAGAUCAUUCACGCCAUAUUGACUUUGAGGAAUUCGCUGAUUGGAUUAAUAGAAAUUUUGAAUUUUAAGACUUCCUUUUAAAGUUUUCAGGUACUUAAAGCUACCCUAAUGCCAAAAAACGCAUGAAAGAAAUUAUUUCUGUGUAUGACCAAGAUUUUAUGAGAGAAAGUAAAGGAUAGGUUGUAAUCAAAGGAGAUCAAUUAAAAGAACUACUUUACAAUUAAUUAAGUGAAUUUGAAGAUAAAGAAUUAAUAGGAUAUCUAUUUUCUGUAAUAGUAGAAACAAGUAAAAGGUUUUAGGAUAUGAAUGUUUACUAAGAUGAUAUUAAAGAUUUGAAUAUCCACAAAAGAGACUACUUGGAUGUAAUGAGAGCAUGGUGUGCAUUUAGUGCAAGUGAUGUAAAUAACAAAAAUAGAUUGAGUGUUCAAGAUCUCAGAAUUUUACUUUGGAUUUAUGAGGACGAAGAACCUAAUACGUUUAAAGUAAUAGCUGAAAUGAAUAAUAUUGACGAAGAUUAAUCAAAGACAAUAGAUAGAAAAGAAUGGAUCAGAUACCUCUGUAGUGAAGAUAGAACUGGUGGGCAUGUUUUCAAGAGCAAUUUAAAAAGAAACUUUGAAAAAUUUGAGAAACCAACAAACGGGUUAGUUGAUGUUUCAAAUAUUAAAGAAAUUCUAAGAGAAGUAUUUAGAGAAAAAAUAGUAAAAAGCAAGAAAAACAGAGCUGCAUUGGAUAAUAUAAAUAAAUUGAUUGAUAAGCUAUGUAUCGAUAUAACAAAAGAUUUGAGGUAAAAAGAAUUGACAGAGCUCGGAUGGGGCGAUUUUAGAAAUUAUAUUGACUAAGCCAUUGAUAAAAAUAAAAAACUCUGCCAAUAUUUGGAUUAGAAUAUCUGA
Molecule: messenger RNA, 1380 nt
Organism: Tetrahymena thermophila SB210
Lineage: Eukaryota; Ciliophora; Oligohymenophorea; Hymenostomatida; Tetrahymenidae
Product: EF hand protein
Exons: 4
Molecular function (GO): calcium ion binding
Source: RefSeq, a predicted model, not a curated record